AUGAAGCUCCUCCUCUCCACCCUCCUCCUCGCCGCCCUCGCCCGCGCCCAAGACAACAACAACAACGACGACGACAACUCCCUAGGCGACACCAUCGGCGACGUCGUCGACGACAUCACCUCGGGCGCCGAGAACAUCGGCACCGCGAUCGAAACGGGCGUCACCUCCGCCGUGGACUCGCUCACAGACCUGCCCACGGACGUCUCCUCUUGGGCUGAAUCCGUCGCCUCGGACGCCUCGACCUGGGCAACGGGCGCCUCGUCGGACAUCGACUCCGCAUGGUCGUCCAUCUCGUCCCAGGGCGAGAGCCUCUUCUCAACGGCAACGGACGAUGUCUCGAGCGCGCUGAACACGAUUUCCUCGUCCGUCGACGCGGCCGUCACGGACGCAUCGGAUUCGAUUUCCUCGGCGGUCGACACGACCACUGUUCAGACGACCACCACGGGCGAUGACGGGCAGGAGACGACCACCACGGCGGAGGUGACGACCACGACAUCCGCGGACGCGAGUGCCACGCAGAGCGGCGAUGAGAGCGAGCCCACGGACUCGGAUGACGGUGCGGCGUAUGCGACGCCGUUUAUGGGUGUUGCGGGCAUCAUGGGCGUGAUGGGUGUUGUUGCUGCUCUGUAA
Molecule: messenger RNA, 630 nt
Organism: Aspergillus mulundensis
Lineage: Eukaryota; Fungi; Ascomycota; Eurotiomycetes; Eurotiales; Aspergillaceae
Product: putative GPI anchored protein
Exons: 1
Coding region: 1-630 (209 amino acids)
Source: RefSeq, a predicted model, not a curated record